Messenger RNA from Lingula anatina, 1341 nucleotides. RefSeq lists its product as uncharacterized. The record is from RefSeq and is a predicted model, not a curated record. Lineage: Eukaryota; Metazoa; Brachiopoda; Lingulata; Lingulida; Lingulidae.
GUGAAGUACACUAGACUACGGGUAAAAUGCGUGUCCACCUUAUCUGACAAAAAUUAAUACUUCAAAGUCUCACACAGGUCACCUGGCAUACAUUUACAUCCAAGGAAUAACAUGGGCCGUUAUAAAAGAGACCUCGUAAACACGGACUCUGAGAAAACAAAACCUACAUGUACCAAGUUUAGACGGGUUCGAAUUAAAACUAUGCGCGAAGUGAAAUUCGGAAGACUGUCAGUUUAUCUCGAAAUGUUAAAUGUUCGAAUGAACUUGCAAUAUUUCUAUCUUGAAUACACUGAAAGAGUUUUAAGAUUUGAAUGCAGAAAAGGUAAACGGCACAAGAAACACAUUUCAAAGUUUAUGAAAAAUGCCGUCAUUUCUGGUCAGGUGAUGUGUCAUGUUGUGGGCACAUCUAUCGCAAUUGGUGGAAGAAGCAUGCUAGUACCAUUAUCAGAGCUGAGACCAGUCUUGAGUGCUAAAGGAAACUUUGACAAUCGUAUGACAGGCAAGGGAUUGCUGGACAGACAUUUUGUAAACACAUUUGCAAAUCUCGACGUUUCUGAAGGCACAAAAGACGCAUGUCUGACGCAGAUCAAGAAGACGGAAACGGAGACCCCCAGAUCACAGACGGAAAUAUUGGAGGGACAGGGGAUGCAGGGAAAUGGUCAAAGAAUAUGCGAACCACAAGGACCACAAGGGUCCCAUGAUAACGAUGUCAUAAAUUCAUCAGAUGUGCUUGAAGAACACCAACCAGAAUCCAUAAAUUAUCCUGACACCCAUGAUGUAAACGAGCAGGUGCCUCCUGGCACUAGUAUCCAAUGGUCCCAUGCUGAAAAUCAUGGGCAAGAGACAGGCGAAGAGGAAGAAGAAACGGCACCCGUCCAAGAAAUUCCCGAAACUGCAGCGACUGAGAAUGACGGCGAGCAGAAUGUCCAAGCAGGUAUCAGCUCAGUACCGGAAUGGCUUAAGAAAAUCACAAAGAUUCAAACGCCAGAGGAAAGCCGAAGGGAAAACUUAGAAAUAAGUAAGGGAAUUUUCGUGCAAGAAUGGCAAGCGUUGAACGAAAUCCAAGCUUUUGAAAUUUUGGACGAAUUUGAAACGAAUUUGCUGCUUUGCAGUUGGUUAGUUAGAGGGAUUCGUCCCCAUCUUUUGGAAGAACAACUUCGUUUUGAACUUAGGCGCCAUCUACAGGAAGCACGCGUCGAUGCCGAAAUCGAGAUUCAGGACUGGAUAAUGAAUAAAAGUGGACAACCAUACUUGGACAGACGAAAUGCAUUCUUACAGCAUCAGUCCCAGAAAAUGAAGAAAUCUUUGAGAGAAACUUUUGAAUUAGAUAAUGUGUAUUAA